This is a messenger RNA of Rotaria sp. Silwood2, 1353 nucleotides long. The record is from the annotation of a GenBank genome assembly. Lineage: Eukaryota; Metazoa; Rotifera; Eurotatoria; Philodinida; Philodinidae.
AUGCCACGAGCUCGACAAAGUGAACGAGUUGUUCUUGUCCAAACUGAUGGUCAUGGUAAUGUCUUAGAUUAUGAUGUUGUUGACCGUCCAAAUCGAUCAUUUGUUGUGGACAAGUCUUCAUCAGUAAAUCGUUCGCAACCAAUAAAACGAUCAUCAAAAGUUAUUCAAGUAGAAACAAAUGACCAAGAAGAUAAUUAUGACGAUGAAGACAAUGAUAAUGAUUUUGAAGACAGUAGAGGAAAUUCAUCUUUUUCCACUGUACCCCCUAGAAAAACACGUCGAGAUACUACUGCAGAAACAACAUCAACACUACGUCGAGUUCGUUAUGUUCGACCGAAAUCAACUGUUAAAAUUUUUCAAGAAAAAGUUGAUUGGAAUGCAAAUCCAAAAAUUGAUGCCCGUAACGAUGAAGCCAUGGAAAAAAUUAUUAAUGCACCAAAGAAAAAGAUAUAUGAUGAAACACCAUCAUGGAGUGGAAAACCAAAAAUUGAUUCACAUAAUGAAGAAGUUGUCGAAAGUAUUCGUCGAGCACCGAAACCUGAAAUAUUUGAUCAAAAACCUACAUGGAGUCGAAAACCAAAAAUUGAUUCACAUAAUGAAGAAGUUGUCGAAAAUAUUCUUCGAGCACCGAAACCUCAAAUCUAUGAGGAAAAAAUAAAAUGGCAAGCAGAUCCAAAAAUUGAUUCUCACAAUGAAGAAGCUAUUGAGCGAAUUAAAAGUGCACCAAAACCUAUUAUUUAUGAUGAAAAACUUACAUGGCCAACUGUUCAUAGAACUGAUCAUUAUAAUGAACAAUAUGUUAAACACAAAGAACGUGAAAAAGUUCAACAAAAAGAAAAAUUUUACGUUCAAAGUAUUCCACAAGAACGCAAACCGAAAAAUCAUAAACCUCGUAUUGAUCAUAAAAAUCCAGACUUUGAUGAACAUAUAAAACGGCAAAAAUCAGCGAAAUUACCUCCAAUUGAAUCGAGAAAACUUGAAUGGCAAAAAAGACCACGUAUUAAUCAAAGAAACGAUGAUUAUAUUGAACGUAUGCGACAAAAACGAUCAAUACCUUUGAUUUAUCAAGAAAAACUUAAAUGGAUUACAAAAUCACCAAAAAUUAAUGCUCGUAAUGAAGAAUAUCUAGAGAACUUAAAAGAACAAUCAAGACCGAGAAUUGUUAAUCAAUUACCUCGUUGGAAAUCUCAAGCAAAAAUUGAUGCAUAUAAUGAUUCUUACGAUCCAGAUUCAUAUAUUGCACCAAUGGUUUUUAAUGAAAAACUUCGAUGGCAUGCAAGACCAAAAAUCGACUCCGGUCUUGAACCAGAUCCUAACGAAGAACAGUAUGUUGAUUAUGGUUUGACAGCUUGA